This is a messenger RNA of Emericellopsis atlantica, 5871 nucleotides long. Its product is annotated as armadillo-type protein. Gene Ontology annotation, molecular function: snoRNA binding. Gene Ontology annotation, biological process: maturation of SSU-rRNA from tricistronic rRNA transcript (SSU-rRNA, 5.8S rRNA, LSU-rRNA); positive regulation of transcription by RNA polymerase I. The transcript has 2 exons. The coding region runs from base 145 to 5631 and encodes 1828 amino acids. NCBI's taxonomy places the organism in Eukaryota, Fungi, Ascomycota, Sordariomycetes, Hypocreales, Bionectriaceae. The record is from RefSeq and is a predicted model, not a curated record. Gene Ontology annotation, cellular component: 90S preribosome; small-subunit processome; t-UTP complex.
GACGGACGGACAGGCAACAUUCAGGCAUUCUGGAUGGCUCUCAUUGACAAACAGACAGAGUGACUGCUGAACCUUGCGACUAUCCUCCACCAACCCAUUGACCGACGUCAAGGCCGACUCAGCGCCGCCCCGUAAGCGCCAGUCAUGGCUUCCUCGCUCGCCGCGCAGUUGGCGCAGGUCGCCGCCAAUUCAAAGUCGUCCCUCAACGUCAAGGCUCAGAAGGCUGCCCACUCCAAGUCGCUGAUCUGGGAGCCUCGCGUUGCUGCCUCGCAGAGCUACCAGACGCUCUACACGACCUGCCACCAGGGAUUCGAGGAGUUGUGCCAGCUCGACAGUCGAUUUGCGCACUUCCAGGCCACCAUUUUCGGCGAAGACAGCCAGACGCAGGACCGGAACCAGCUGUCACCGGCCGAGAACCAAGAGUUGGAUAAGCAGAUUGACGCAUUCUUGCGUCUGGCCGGUGCACGGCUGCGUCUGAUGCCUGCGAUCAAGGCCAUCGAAUGGUUGAUCAGAAGAUUCCGUAUCCACGAAGAAAACACAAGCGCGCUAAUCAAGACAUUCUUGCCGUUCCACUCGAUACCUGCCUUCGCCACGCUGCUCUCUAUCCUUCCUGCAAAGAUACCCGCCGAGUUCCGCUUCCUCGAUCCAUACGUUCGCUCCCAAACAUCACCUCCUCGGUCCGUGCUCGUGCACCAAGCCGUGCACCACCCGGAACUUGUCACGCUGUACUCUGAGUACACUCUCGAAUCAUGUCGCAUGCAGUUCCAGCACCCUGCGCUCAUCUCCUUCUGGGCAGGUCUUUUGACUGAAGCAGUCAGCGGCAUCCUCGACCGGUCGCGAUCCGGCCGCGUGGCGGUGCAGAAGGACAAUGACCAGGCUCUCCUCCAUCGUCUCGGACCCAUCUUCGCCGAAGCUCUGGUUAUGAAGAAGGUUCCUGCCCUGCAGAUUGCUUCGUACAUGGCGCUUGCUGUGUUCGUCGCCAAGGGCAAUCUCGAAGAUGUCGCUGUGACAGCGUUUAUGGAGCAGACUGUGCUCGGAUGGACGAAUGCGACGGUCCGACCCGCUUUGGUGAGCUUGGUUAUCAUGGCGCAGCAUCGAUCAGCCAAGCAGAUGAGCAGCAAGGUCACAAAGGCAUUGCUCAAGAUCUCGGAUAUUGGGCCGUUGCUGGUGGAGAUUGGCCAGGAGAGGCGCGUCGACAAGCUGGCCAACGGACUCUGCCUGGCACUGGUCGAGCGCUUCACCAAAAAGUGCGACUCGCGUGGUCUGCCCACCAUCAUGGCCAUUCUCGAGAGCCGGAUCCUCAAGGACAAGCAGAUUGCGGUGAUCUUCAAGUCGCUGCUGCUCACAGCACUCAAGCUCGACGACGGCAACGACAAGGAUGGAGCUUUGCGAAGAGAGCUCGGAUCGGCGCUAAUCGCUCUCUCGCAAACCACGGGAGAGUCUGGCGAGGUCAUCCAGUCGGUCAUUAGAGAUGUGGACUUUGACAUUGAGGAGCUUGAGAUGAAGCUCGACCUGUCUUUCCGAUCCCGUCAUAUCCCAGAAGUCGCCGAUGCUGAGGCCACCAAGGAGGAAGCCCCACAAGAGACAGUACACGAGAGGAUCGAUAGGUCUUUCAAGGAAAUCGAGUCCAGCAAGAGCGCUCUGUCGCCUUGUCUUCUGCCGCAGAAGAAGGAGAUAUUUGAAGAGUUCAGCCACCUGUUCUUCUCCAUCGUUGCUGAGCAGGCCAAGCAUCCUUCGUGGCUUGAAAAGAUGGACGAGCAGGCCAAGUUACGUCGUAGGACCGCUCUCAGCGACUGCACGUACUGCAGCUUCUUCACCCGCAUCUGGUGUGGACCAUACCCGGCCAUGGCUCGCGCGGCCGCAUUGGACAUGGUGAAAACUCGACUACAAGACGACACCGAGACCAAGCCAGAUAUGCAGGCCCUCAUUCCUUACUGCGUGGCUGCGCUCGGCGACCCCUCGAAACGCGUUCGCCAAGCUGCGGCAGGGCUGAUGACCGCACUGGCACACACAUACUCGUCCCUGAGCUCGGACUCAUCGAUAUGGGGCGAUGGCGAGUUGUACGGAAAGGGAUCAAAGUUUGUGGCCUUGAGCUCUGAGAUGGCCGCCAAGAUGCUCCAUCUCCAGAUCUUGCCUUCACUCGAGGAAUGUGUACUGGACCCCGGUCAUAUCUUCGCCAUCAUCUCCACGUCCAUGGAGACGGGCAAAUAUCACAAGCGACCAGACCCUGCGAUUGAGAAGAAGGAUCACAUGUCGCAGGCCAUGCGGCUGGCGUUGAUGGGAUUCUUUGCCGUGCAUGCUGUCUCGACGCCCAUCUUGCUGGUCAAGGAUAGACUGCUGCGAGCACUGAACGAGACUCGCGGCGUCUCUGGCACCAGCCGGACCAAGGUUCUACUGCCUGCUCUGCAAUGGUGGGCAGAGCUAGGUCAGGAGGAGGCGCAGACGCUCUGCGCCAAGGAGCAGCUGGACCAGGCUACCAUUGACUCACGUUUUGUCGACAUUCUUGUGCCCAACGAGGUGGAUGGCCUCGAGUUCGUCUUCAACUUUCUCAAGAACCCCGACAACAGAGAAAGAGACGGGCUCGUGCAGGCUCUGCUUGCGCGCAUCAGGAAGAUCUGGCCCGCCCUCAAGGACGAUGUCAAGUUCAUGGUUGCCGAGCAGCUCCUCGAGAUUUCCCAGGAGAAUACCGACGAGAACGCUGACAACUUUGUGCCCGGCGAGGCGGCCGACCUGCUGCGCAGUGUCCCCUUGACCACCGACAUCCUUUCGUCCUUCCUUGACUCCAUCAAGACCGGCACCAAGAUGAUCACCGAACCACCACCCAACAAGCGACGCCGCAGGAGCUCUGCCGAGAACAACCGCAGUCUGUCCACGCGGGCAAGCUCCGAGAUCAGCCUUGCCCUGAGGCGCGUCACCUUUGUCCUGCAGCUCGUGGAGAACUCUGACCCCGUCAACCACCCUGAGCUCCUCGACGGGCUCUUCACUGCUCUCUCUGAGCUGCAGCACUUCAGGACCGUCGUCGGCUCCGAGCUCGGAUACUUGCAGAACCUCAUUCUUCGCAGCCUGCUUGCCAUGAUGCCCACCUACAAGGCCGACAAGAACCUCAAGAUCAGCACCUCUGGCGGUUACGGCGACCUCCUCGUCAACUGCAUCCAAAAGUCGUCGAGCCCCGUCGUCCAAAAUGCGGCGCUGCUCCUCAUUGCCAGCUUCGCCACCACGGCACCGAACUUGGUCCUGCAUAGUGUCAUGCCCAUCUUCACGUUCAUGGGGACGUCUGUGCUUCGCCAGAGCGAUGACUACUCGGCGCAUGUUGUCGCCCAGACAAUCAAGGAGGUUGUGCCGCCCCUCAUCGAUUCUCUCCGCCACGGGAAGAAGAGCCCCGUCGCCGGCGCCGCCGAAAUCCUCGUCAGCUUCACUACGGCCUACGAGCACAUUCCAUCUCACAGGAGGGAGGACCUUUUCUACGCUCUGGUCGAGACGCUCGGCGCGUCCGAGUUCCUGUACGCUCUGGUCAGCAUGCUCGUCGACCGCUACGGCCCCAGCGACGCACUGCUACAGUUCGUCACCAGCCUCCUGAACCGCUUCCCAAUCGAGGUGCAGAUGGAGACCCUUGUGAAGCACUGGGAUCUCAUAGCAGACCUCUUCCGGCCCAAGCCCGACAUCUCCUUUGCCCUUCUUGGCGUCAGUGAAGACGGCGAGAAGGAUGUCGAGCAGAUUGCUCUGCGUCAACUAUCCGCCUUCCCCACAUUCCUGUCCAGCAAGAAGUUGAGGUCGGAGAUUUCCAAGUUGGUAGACCAGGACGACAUGGAGGCUUCCGAGGUGCGCACCCUGUACUCUGCGCUGCUCGAGAACGUCCUGCUCCUGGCCGACCAGGUCAAGGGCAACAAGGCACUCCACCCUCGCUGCGGCGCCACGCUCGCCAACCUGCUCAACUUGCUGUCCAUUGGCGAGUUCAUCAAGUCGGUUGAGAACCUGCUCGACCGCCCCAACAUGGGUCUGCGUCAAAAGGUCCUGCGCGCGCUCGAGGUCCGCGUCGACAAGGAGAGCAACACGGACGUGUCCUCGCGUACCGUGCUGCUGGCCUUCCUCCCACAGCUCACCGCGGCGAUCCGCGAGUCCACCGAUAUUCGUUACAAGCACACUGCCGUCACCUGCGUCGACAAGAUUGCCGAGAAGUACGGCAAGAAGGACAUUGAGGCUGUCGUUGCCGCGGCAUCUACCAUCGCCGGCGAGCACUGUCUCGGACAGGACGACAAGCGCCUGCGUGUCAUGGCGCUGCUGUGCCUCACAUCGCUAGUCGACGUGCUACAGGACGCGAUUGUGCCUGUGCUUCCUCUCGCCGUGCCUCAGGCCGUGCAGUACAUGAGCGACAGCCUGCAGGGCGAAGAGCCCGACGAGGAUCUACACUCCGCCUGCUACGGCUUCAUCAGUUCCCUGGCUGAGCACCUCCCAUACAUGCUCUCGAACCACAUCGGGCGCAUCCUCGAGAUCUCAAACGCUUCGGCUGAGGCAGAGCUGAGCGACGAGGCAAAUGCAGGCCGCGUCAGCUGUCUCGAAUUCCUGGCCAAGCGCCUCGAGGCCAAGGAGGUCUUUACCAGCUUCGACAAGAACUGGGACAGCGCCGUGUCGGCCGGCUUCAAAGUGAGUUGUGACAUGGUCCCAUUGCCCCUUUCUAGCAAAACUAACUCUUCUCCUUUCUUGCAGGCCAUGACCGAGUACCUCAAUAUCCUGGGCAAAGCCCUCGACAAGCACUCCAAGGCCAACAUUGCCAAGAGCGCCGCGACACUCACGAGCAUCAUCACCAAGGGUCUCGACCUCCGCCGCCAGAAGCAGGCCCAGACCCAGGUCCAGGACGGCCGGUCCACCGAGGAGGAGGAGUCCUCCAUCACCGCCGUGGAGGCCAACCUCAACGAAAAAGCGCUCAAGAUGAUCUACAAGCUCAACGACGCCUCCUUCCGCCCCAUCUUCAUCCAGAUUGUCGAGUGGACGACCUCCGGCCUGCCCAAGUCGGACAAGACAGGUCGCGCCCUGCGUCAGUACAGCGUCUACGGCUUCCUGCACACCUUCUUCGCGAACCUCAAGUCCAUCGUGACCAACUACUCGACGUACAUUGUCGACGACGCGGUGAAGACCCUCCAGACGAGCGCGCCCGGCGGCAAGCACCCGGAGCAGCGGCGGCUCUGGGCCCGCGUCCUCGCCACGCUCAAGCAGAGCUUUGAGCACGACCAGGACGACUUCUGGCAGGCGCCGUCGCAUUUUGGCGCUGUGGCCCCUGUGCUUAUGGAGCAGUUCCUGCACGCGCCUAACAUUGAUGUGGAGGCCGACCUGAUCCCGGCUGUCGUCGAGCUCGCCGAGAGGGUGGCCUCGCCCGCGGCCCAGAAGGAGCUGAACACGGCGCUGCUGCAGCACCUCAAGUCGGAGCAGCGCGCGGUGCGCCUGGCGGCCGUCAAGUGCGAGCAGCAGCUCAUGGACAGACUGGGCGAGGAGUGGCUGACCAUGUUGACGGAGAUGUUGCCGCGCAUCAGCGAGCUGCAGGAAGACGAUGAUGAGGAGGUCGAGAGGGAGACACACAAGUGGAUUGUCAAGAUUGAGGCUGUGCUGGGUGAGCCGUUGGAUGCCAUGUUGCAGUAGAUGAAGAUGUGUUGUGACGGCCGGUUGUGAGGCCCACAGUUGAUAUUGUUUGGUAUAAGGACGUGGACAUCUGUCUAGAUAUACAAAUUAAAGUGUAAGCAUGAAUCACUUUGUCAAAGUGGAAGCAACAUUAGCUGUGUCACAAAUAGGCAGUGAUUAGCAUGGAUGGCAUAAACAGCAUAGCAGGGCAUCGACUUGCGCGAGAACAUCAUUACAGAUUACAUGAUAUGUAUAAUCAGA